Entelurus aequoreus (snake pipefish) is the source of this 2450-nucleotide messenger RNA. RefSeq names its product RAS related (gene rras). Gene Ontology annotation, molecular function: GTPase activity; GDP binding; GTP binding. Gene Ontology annotation, biological process: signal transduction. The record is from RefSeq and is a predicted model, not a curated record. The transcript is spliced from 6 exons. Bases 494 to 1087 code for a protein of 197 amino acids. Gene Ontology annotation, cellular component: plasma membrane. Lineage: Eukaryota; Metazoa; Chordata; Actinopteri; Syngnathiformes; Syngnathidae.
AGUGGAAUUUUCUUUUUCCGGCGCAAAUUUGAAUACGGUAACGGAUACCGUGUCCUCCUCGGUGCGUGUGUGCGUGUGUCCGUUAGCGGGGGGAAAAGCAACAACGAGACGGCGACAAGAAAGUAACACAACCGCAGUCGCACUGAGUUGUUUCGGUGGACUUUUUUUUUUUUUUUUCAGGGGGAGUAAAAGAGGAAGCAGUUCCGCCCUCACCAGAGAGGCCAAAGAGUAGACCAAAGCGGCAAAGAAGGCAACAUUUGUCGUCAAAGACCAAAACUGUACAGAAACUUUUUAUUUUUUUGUCUCUUCAGUGGACAUUCUUGUCCGUUUCUUCUCCUUGUCGGCGGCGUGUGUUUUACGCCGAAAAUGACUUUUAUCUUGCCGAGUAAAAAGUUUUUCUGAUACUAGCGUCCGCCUUGAUAUCACCUACUAGCAUUUACUAGCAUCUGUUAGCUUAACUGACUCAAUAUUUAGGGGGGGAAAAAACCCUGCAAUGAGCGGAGAAGAGGAAAGAUUCAAGCUGGUGGUGGUGGGAGGUGGAGGAGUGGGAAAGAGUGCUCUGACCAUCCAAUUCAUUCAGUCCUAUUUUGUGUCAGACUACGACCCCACCAUUGAAGACUCCUACACUAAGAUCUGCAAUGUCGAUGGAAAGGACACCCGUCUGGACAUCUUGGAUACAGCAGGACAGGAGGAGUUUGGCGCAAUGAGAGAGCAGUACAUGCGCUCAGGGGAGGGAUUCUUGCUGGUGUUUGCACUCAACGACCGAGGGAGCUACCACGAGGUCCAGAAGUUCCACACUCAGAUCCUAAGAGUGAAGGAUCGAGACGACUUCCCCAUGCUGCUCGUUGGAAACAAGGCAGACCUGGAGCAGCAGCGAGUGAUCUCCAGGGAGGAUGCUCAGGCAUUUGCCAGAGAGAAUAAGAUCCACUAUAUGGAGGCCUCGGCUAAGAACCGCUACAAUGUGGAUGAAACCUUUUUGGAGCUGGUGCGAAUUAUCAGAAAGUUUCAGGAAAUGGAGUGUCCUCCCCCUCCGACGCAUCACGCUGGGAAAAAGAAGAGCAGUGGCUGCCCUUGCGUCCUCCUCUAAGCACUGUUACUAUGGUUACUAUGGACACCAACGCCUCUGCAGCUUGUCCAAAAAAGCGUUUGUGUGAGACAGUGGGAUAGGGCGAUGGAGAGAUAGGUGCAUCGAUAUUCCACUAAUGGUUUCAUUUGCACUUUUCCCCCCAAAGCAAAUCAAAAUAGUUUUAAUUUGGUCUAAAGGACGAGCUUUGAACAGCAGCAGAAAUAGUUUGCUGUGUUGCCGAUAUCAAAUAAUAAGGUACUUGGAGAUAGCGAUGUCAUCACGGUGUACAACAAAUAUGUACUUGGGGGUAGGGGACAUGGCGGUACGGUGGUGACGUCAUCACAAUAGGUACGCUGACAGACUGAGUCAGUUUGGAAAAAGGUAAAUAACAGGAUAGUGACGGUGACUGUGGCGUGUCCAAUCACAAGACGUCAUUUGGCUGUCAUGUUCCAAGCUGGCCUGUAGGAGGCAACAGCAGCAUGACAACAGCAAGCAGCAGCAGCAGCUUCUGUUUGCAUGUUUGGUAGGAGGGUGCGAUACUGCCAAGUUUGGUAUCAAUCCCAUUGCGGUAUCCUUUUCACUUGACAUUUGGCAAGAUCAUCGAAUGAUUUUGCCUUUAAUUUGUUCAUCAUGAUUAUAAUCAGAACAGGGCAAAGGGUUUCAGCAAACACAAAUGUUUAUUGUAGGAUGUAUUUGUGAAAAACUUAACAAUAUAAGAUCAUGUAACAAUAUCAACAAAAUAAUUAUACUACCGUAUUUUUCGGACUAUAAGUCGCACCGGCCGAAAAUGCAUAAUAAAGAAGGAAAAAAACACAUAUAAGUCGCACUGGAGUAUAAGUCGCAUUUUUGGGGGAAAUGUAUUUGAUAAAAGCCAACACCAAGAAUAGACAUUUGAAAGGCAAUUUUAAAUAAAUAAAGAAUAGUGAACAACAGGCUGAAUAAGUGUACGUUAUAUGAGGCAUAAAUAACCAACUGAGAACGUGCCUGGUAUGUUAAGUAACAUAUUAUGGUAAGAGUCAUUCAAAUAACAAUAACAUAUAGAACAUGCUAUACGUUUACCAAACAAUCUGUCACUCCUAAUCGCUAAAUCCCAUGAAAUCUUAUACGUCUAGUCCAGUGGUUCUUAACCUGGGUUCGAUCGAACCCUAGGGGUUCGGUGAGUCGGCCUCAGGGGUUUGACGGAGCCUCAAGACACACCCGACUCAUCGUGUAAAUAAAAACUUUAUGGAUACGGCAACAGCAGAAGUCAGACUGAUUUGCAUUUGUGUAAUUUGCUGUGAGUUCAUGCACUGUGUUGGUUUUGUUCUUUGAACAAGGUGAUGUUGAUGCACGGUUCAUUUUGUGCACCAGUAAAGAAACAUAACUUUGUCUUGAAUUUGAAAAA